CGAUCAGCUGAUCACAGAGAGUGGCACGCACAUUGGCAGCUGCUCAGCUGUGGACUGUCAAUAGUGUGGUGGUAGUACGCGAGUAUAGUAGUAUUCAGCAAAAAACGUCAUUCUUGGUAGAUUUGUGCAAAUCAUAUUUUCUGAUGACAAUUCUCCCCUUUGGCGAGUCGAAAGGAGCCAUGUCGCGCCGAAAGCAGGCCAAACCGCAGCACCUAGGGAGCGACCAAGACACGUCCACGAUUCUGGAAAACGGGUCUAGAAAUGAACAACAUGAAGACACCCUUCAUAGUGAUGAAGUGGAGGAAGAUAUGGGUGGAGAUGUGCAUGUGUGUGGCAAAUGUCGCAGAGAGUUUGUCAUCCUUCCAGAUUUUAUACAACACAAGAAGACCUGCACCAAGAAGCGAGUUGUACUUCUUUUUGAAGAUGAUGAACAUGCAAGUGAUGAUGGUGAAGACAGUUCAAAAUAUAACGGACAUGUAAAACGACUUAAGACUGAUGACGAUGCCGAGAAGAUUAACUUUGACGAAAGAAGUAUUAAUUCUUCUGAAAUUAGUAAAUCUGACAAGAGUGAAUUGGAAAUUCCAGUUUCUAACAGUAACGAAGAGUCGAUGGACUGUGCUAGUAAUAAUGAGUCUCAAGAUGAUAAUGGUUUACCUAUGAGUAAUGUUUCUUUGGAGAACCUUGAGAAUACUCAAGUUGCAGUGGCCCAAUACCCUCCACCGAUGCCACUAUCAACACAGCCACAACAUAUUGGCUCUAUCCAAGAGCAGUUAUAUGCUUUGCAACAGCAGCAAAUACAGCAACUACAGCUGAUCCAGCAUAUACAACACCAGCUACUGAGUCUGUCAUCUGCAGCAGGAGUAAUUGUUCAGACUCCAUCUAUUUUCACAACAGCGCCAUCAUUCCCAGUGUCGCUGCCAUCUCUACCUCCAACACCACACUCUGCGUUGUCACCACCUAUCUGUUCUUCUGUUUUAAGUACUUCGCAGAGCUCUAUUAACAAUCAAGUUCAGCAACCUGAGACGAAAUCCGCAUCUCCAGUUCCGACAACUCAGUCAGCGCCACCACAACAAGAACAGCUACCACCGCUGCCUCCACCACAGCAGUCAAAGCCUAGUUCUCGACCAGAAUCUUUGUCAAUGACACCUCAAAUAACACAAGCACAACAACGUCCAAGUAUACUUUCACCCACCACUUUUCCAUUACCUCAGCAUCCAUUUGACAUUUUAAAGCAAACAGCAGCCAUGACCACUGUAGCUAACCCACUUCUGCCACCAACAAUGCCACAGAUGUCUGCAGGCCUUCUACCAAUGCACCGUAAAGGCAAGCCACCAAAUGUUGCUGUGUAUGACCCAAAGAUCAGAGAAGAAGACCCUUUUUUCAAACACAAGUGUCGUUUCUGCCACAAAGUGUUUGGAAGUGAUAGUGCACUACAAAUUCAUGUCAGAUCUCAUACUGGGGAACGUCCAUUCAAGUGUACCAUAUGCGGUAACAGAUUCUCUACCAAGGGUAACUUAAAGGUACAUUUUCAACGACAUAAGGCUAAAUACCCACAUGUACCAAUGGACGGACGACCAUACCCACCAUCACCCACUGAAGUGAAGAAAUCUUUUGGCUUUCCAGGUUAUCAUCUGCCAAUUCCAACUGUACCAAAUGAUGUUGCAAAGUUACCAGCCUCUGUUCCUGAUCAUGGUACAUCUCCAGGUUUACCAGUAACUUCACCAAGUCUACCAAGUAAUGCAUCUAAUCCUUCAUUCUACUCUACCUCCACUGGCGAGAUGAUGCAUACUUCUCUAGGCGUCAAGCAUGAUACAUCAUUCCUCAGAGAUGAUUCUCCCAAGAAUAUUGAUGUUGCCAAGUUACCUGUUCCUACCUCAGAACAUGAUGUUUCACCCAGUGUACCUACCACAUUACCAAGUCUACCAGUCAAUGCAACAAGUCCUUCAGUAUUCCCACCUUCUACUGAUGACCAACCUGGACCACCCAGUAUGGAAGAAAAAGAAACGGAGGACGAAAACUGCAGUGUUAGUGGAAAUGGAGAUGACAACGCAAGCCAAGAAAUUGUACAGGAAGAUACAAGAUCUGGGGAUGAAGAAGAUUUUGCAAUGGAAGAUGAAGUUGAUGAAACACCUUCUCCUACCUCAACAGAUGUUAACGAUAAUGCGAAGAAGUCUUCCCUUAUGCAGUCACCGAUGAAUCCACACAACAUGAAUUCAAUCACCACCGUAGUAUCAGCAACUUCCAUGCCUCAGAUGUCUAUACCAGUCAUUCCAAAAUCUGAAGUAUCCAUAUUUACUUCAGGUAUUUUACCCAGAACGACCAUUCCCUCACCAUAUACAGCUGUCCUUGAUAGCAACAUGAAAGCAUCAGAGACGUCUAAACUGCAGCAACUGGUUGAGAAUAUCGAGCAGAAGCUGACCGAUCCAAAUCAAUGUAUCAUCUGUCAUCGCAUCUUAAGUUGUAAAAGUGCUCUACAGAUGCAUUACCGUACACAUACAGGGGAGCGUCCUUUCAAAUGCAAACUCUGUACUCGUGCUUUCACCACGAAGGGGAACCUGAAGACUCACUAUGGAGUACACCGAUCAAAGCCACCAGUGAGAGUCUUCCAUAAGUGUCCUGUUUGCCAUAAGCAGUUCACUAAUGCUAUGGUCUUGCAGCAACAUAUCCGCAUGCACACCGGUGAAGUUGCUCAUCUGUCAUCAGAAGCUUAUUCGUCAAUUUCUGAUAUGAUGUUGGACGACGACAUGGAAGAAUCGCAACAUGAAAUUUCUUCCGAGACACCAAAUGAAGAAGCGUACAAGUUGUAUGAAAGAAGCAUAGGAAACAAAGAAUCCAAUUCAGAACCAUCCAUGGAUAAUCUCAGCCCACCACCACUGAUAAAUGACAAAUCCUCGCCAUUGGAAGAUUCUGUAUUCUUUCCUUCACCGAUGACCACUGGAGCAGCAUCGCUGAAUGCAUUGGAAAACCAAGUAAGAAGCAUUGCAAGUGUCAUCACUACUCGACCGAUGUCUACUAUGAAGAGCGUGGACUCCAUAGCUAAUGCACUCCACCACAACAUAACUUCAGUUGUAAAUACUUAUGGUAUUCACAGACCAGCAAAUGACCCACCCAGAAGUCUUAGUCUGGGCUCUCCUGUAACGACAAAUUCACCAUGCAGCAGUAACUUUGAACAAGCAACUGGUUCUGAAUCCGGUUCCACAAGCCCAGAUUUGAAGAUUGAUGAACUCAAUGACAGACCACUACAAAUUGAUGAAUCCUAUGCUCAUGAAAAUGGUGCCCUAGAUCUGAGCUCAAAACCCACCACUGAAAGCUGCAGUAGCAGCCCAUCGCCUGCUUAUACACCAAUGUCAUCGUCAGACCCACUAUCUCCAAUGGAUAGUGGCUCAAACGAUUCAUUAAACAGAUUAACUGCAUCUGUUAGACGUGGUCAACUCAGUACAAUGUGUAACAUAUGUGGGAAGGCAUUUGCAUGUGCAAGUGCUCUGGAGAUCCACUACCGUAGCCACACCAAAGAGAGACCUUUUCGCUGUGAUAUUUGCGUCAAGGGAUUCUCGACUAAAGGUAACUUGAAGCAGCAUAUGCUAACCCAUAAAAUUAGAGAUCUACCAAUGCAGAAUUUUGAAAACUCGCCACCUGUCACUAUGAAUCGUGCACCUUCUCCAGUCCCUACUGAACCUGAAACUAACAACAUAGUUAAUUUGAAAGCAGAUUUCCAACAAAGUCCUCCUCAAGAAGUUGUCCACAACCAUGACCUGAAUUCUGAUAGUUUGCGUCCAAAGCCACGUCAUGCAUGUAACACAUGUGGUAAACAAUUUCAGUCAGAUAGUGCUCUGCAGAUCCAUGUGCGUACACAUACUGGCGAGAAGCCAUUUAAAUGUCACAUUUGUCAUCGCUGUUUCACUACCAAAGGAAACAUGAAAGUUCACAUGGGGACACACAUGUGGAAUGGUGGCAGUUCUCGUCGUGGACGUCGCAUGAGCAUGGACACUGCUCCAAUGAUUAUUAGCCCAAAGGAAGGAGAGAUCUUCAGACAUGAUUUCCUAGUUCGACACCCAAUGGAUGGUCCCUACUUCCAGUACCCAGUUUUGACCAAUGGUAUUCUACCAAAACCAAAUGAAAUCUCAGUCAUCCAGAACCACACACCUUUACCAGUGUUCACACAGGCACACAUUCCAGAAAAUGGCACGCCAGAGAGAGAGAGUUUUGGCCAUGACAUGAAAAAAGAAGUUUUACAAGCAUCCGAAAAUGCUGAACACUAAGAACAAUUAUAACAAACUGUUCAAGAAUUAAGGGGGAGAUUUGAUAAGACUAUUUGGACUAUUGAACAAUGAAGCAAAUAAAACUCCCCUUAGUCCAGAUUGGCUUGAGCAGUGUGAACUUGUUUCCGAAAUACCUCAUACUUGUGCUUUUGCAUAGUAACAUUUAGAAUACCUUGUCCUUUAUGCAGACCAAGAAUUGUCUUGACAAGUUUUUCCUAGUUAUGUGGAGCUGCAAGAAAAAACUUUUCAAAAGUAUAACUGGUUUAUGUAGAUGUGAAAAAUAUGUAGAUAGACUGUGGAAAAGUACUUACAAAAUUAUGUCUUGUAGUAACUGAAAUUAACUAUAUUACAAUAUUUGUAAAAAUAAUAUG
Messenger RNA from Saccoglossus kowalevskii, 4630 nucleotides. Its product is annotated as spalt-like transcription factor. Lineage: Eukaryota; Metazoa; Hemichordata; Enteropneusta; Harrimaniidae. Gene Ontology annotation, biological process: regulation of transcription by RNA polymerase II. The record is from RefSeq and is a predicted model, not a curated record. Gene Ontology annotation, cellular component: nucleus. Gene Ontology annotation, molecular function: DNA-binding transcription factor activity, RNA polymerase II-specific; RNA polymerase II cis-regulatory region sequence-specific DNA binding.